UAAAUAUUAAAAAAACAAUAAAUACGUAUAAAUAUCAUAGUCGUAUAAUUAUUAAAUAAAAUCACAAUUAAAUCAUUGUAAAAAUGCCAGAAAUCAAACAGGAAAUAUUCGAUAAUGAACAUUUUAAAUCAGAAGAUUUUGUGAAGGUUAUUGUUCAGGAGCUUAUUGGAGGUUUGGAAUUACUUCAAUAUAGAGCGAAAAUUCAGAAUUUCAAUGAUCAGGUAUCAAAUGCUUUGAAGAAACAUGUCUAUGAAAAUUACAUGCAGUUCAUUGAAACUGCCAAAGAAAUAUCAAACCUUGAAUCAGAAAUGUAUCAACUCUCACAUAUGCUUAUCGAUCAAAAGAACAUGCUUUCAACAUUAAAGGAGGAAAUAUCAGUUAAUGCAAACAAUGUAUGUGGAGACCAAAGCCACAAGAAUGAUGAAGAAGAAAGUUCCACAAUUGUUGAGUCACUAAUUGGUUUUGAGGGAACAUUGAAAGGAAAAACACUCAUAAGUGAGGGCGGUUUAAUUGAAAUUGAUUCAACUGAUUAUAGACCUAUCGUUCGGGUUCAUCUACUUUUGUUUAAUGACUUAUUAAUAAUAUCAAAGAUUAAACAUAACAAUAAACUAGUAUAUUUGAAUCAAUAUGACAUCAAAAAACUUGCUAUUAUUAAUAUACGCGAUCGAGAUGGAAUCAAGAAUGCUCUAAAUCUUAUGACAAUGGAUGGCUCUAGAAUAUUUCAGUGCAUAAGUGCUGCUGCAAAAAUAGAAUGGAUGGAAAAAUUCGACUUAGCAAUAAAAUUUAAUCAACGCAAAGAAAAAAUCAUCAAAGGAAAUAAUGAACUGCCGAUAUCCAAGAAGUCGUCUAACUGCAGUACUGACAUCCAACAUGCGCCUGAUUGGGUAAUAUAUUCUUCUGAAGAAAUAAAUGCUGAACUAACUCAAAGACACUUCGAGGAUGCAUUUUCGUUAAUUCAAAGAACUGAAGACUACUUGACAAAUCAUAAAAUUAAUAAUAUAAAGAACUUAGACGAAAUUCAUGAUAAAAUCAGAUACAUAAAACGAAAACUAGCAUCUGAUCUAUUACGUGAAUUGUCUAAUAUUCAAAGUGGAAAUUUACCUGUAAGAAUAUGUCGUCGACCCUUAAAAAUAUUAAUUGAAAUGGGAAAGUCUAGAGAAGCUUGCGGAAAUUUUCUGCGCGUUUGUACAAUGUCUAUACGAUCUUCACAACGGCAAGCUCGUCGCAAUAAUUUAUCGAUUUCAGAUUUAUUUUUUUGCGAUGUUGCACAAGUUGCUAGUGAGUUUCUACGAGCUUUUAAAAAUAAUAUGGCUUGUACCAGUGCAUUAGUUGUUUGGUGCAAUUCUGAAUUAAAAUACUUUGUGUCACAACUCGUUAAACAUUAUUUAACAAAAGGAACACCACUAGAAAAUAUUGCUAUAAUAGUUGAAAGUAUUCGUGUACCAUGUUACAAGUUAACUGAAUUAGGAAUAAAUUUAACUUAUCACAUGGAAGGGCUUCUACGUUCCACUCUACACUAUUUGUUAGAGGAAUGUAAACGUCGGAUAAUCGAAACAAUUGAGCGUUCAGAAGAUAUAUGUCAACCAUGCAAUUUACACAGCAAGUCAAAUCUUCAAGAUACCAUCAAAGAGUUUGCGUUAUUGGGAAUUGAUAUACAAAUGUUAGUUACAGGUGAAACAUGGAUAAAUCUUUCUCAAACAACAUUAAAUUUUUGUCGAAAUUUUAUUAAUAUAACGGACUCGUGUGCUUUGUUGGCAAAAAAUGAAUCAAUAAAAUUUGAAUCAGAGAAUUUGUUAAAAGAAAUAUUCAUUGCGCAAUUUCAGUCAAAACCAAAUAUGGACAAAACUGUAGAUUUAAACUUCGUAACCAGCAAUAAAACAUUCUUGGUAAAUGUGUUAUUGAAGACUGCAUUAACAAGGUUUACUUUAAUUUCUGGUAAAUUAUCAUAUAUACUAAAGGGUGUUGAAAAACAAUUGACAGGACCUAAACCUAAAGCUCGUAAUAUUUAUAAAACUGAAAUAUUGUGAAUGAUAUUUUUAUUUAUGAUAAUUUUAUGAUAUUAAAAAAAAUAAAUGAAUCAAAAUCUAUUUUUCUUC
Culicoides brevitarsis is the source of this 2096-nucleotide messenger RNA. It is a transcript of the gene Exo84, whose product is annotated as exocyst complex component 8. The coding region runs from base 84 to 2027 and encodes 647 amino acids. The record is from RefSeq and is a predicted model, not a curated record. Gene Ontology annotation, biological process: Golgi to plasma membrane transport; exocytosis; intracellular protein localization. The transcript has 6 exons. NCBI's taxonomy places the organism in Eukaryota, Metazoa, Arthropoda, Insecta, Diptera, Ceratopogonidae. Gene Ontology annotation, cellular component: exocyst.